AUGGUUUCGAUAAUUGUUGAACACCUUGGUCUCCGCCUUCUUAAUAAUCCCAUUGACAUAAUACCAGGCCACACUCACCUAUCCGUUGAUGCUAUGGGGAAUAUUCAUAUCUUUCACCGCAAGCCAAAUGGGGACGUUCAUUGGACCAUUGAUGGUCAACAGUACCUGCAUAUUGACAGUCGAAACAAGAAGAUACUCACCAUAGCCAACUACAUCCCAUCUACUAAUUGGACUCUUAGGUCCAAUUUGGGUAUUGUUAUUCCCCGUAGACCCCCUAACACCACUUGCCACCCCUCUAUUGCAUCCUCAGGUGCCUCCAGUUUGGCUCUCCCCAUUCCUUUUCCUAAGCACAACAUUUAUAUGGGUGAUUUUGCAUGA
Molecule: messenger RNA, 378 nt
Organism: Lactuca saligna
Lineage: Eukaryota; Viridiplantae; Streptophyta; Magnoliopsida; Asterales; Asteraceae
Source: the annotation of a GenBank genome assembly